GGCAGCACAGGACAGAGGAGUUCCGGAAGGUGAACGUCCUGAUGAAGGUGCCCGCGUUAAAGGACGGUUCUUUCACCUUAGCAGAGAGCAUUGCCAUCCUCCUGUACCUGGUGCGAAAAUUCAAGACUCCUGAUCACUGGUACCCAUCUGACCUGCAGAAGAGGGCCAGGGUUGAUGAGUACCUGUCGUGGCAGCACAUCAACAUUCGCGGGAAGGGGAGCAAGCUGUUCUUAACGAAGGUGCUGAUGCCUCUCCUCACAGGCCAGCCACUUCCUCCAGAGAAACUGGAAGGUGUUACUGAAGAGCUGAAUGUUGUCCUGAAGCAGUUUGAGGAGAAGUUCUUGCAGGACAAGCCCUUCAUCGCAGGCAGCGAGAUCUCCCUGGCAGACAUUGUAGCACUGGUGGAGCUCAUGCAGCCUGUGGGUGCUGGCUACGACCUCUUUGAGGAGAGGCCGAAGUUGGCAGAGUGGCGCAGGCGGGUGGAAGAAGCAGUGGGCAAGCAGCUCUUCCAGGAAGCCCACGAAGGGAUCUUGAACGCCAAGAACUUGACCGCUGAUAAGAUUGCACCUGAACUACUGGAGCAUUUCAAGCACCAGCUCCUAAAGCAGGCCAGCCAGGUUUAG
Molecule: messenger RNA, 623 nt
Organism: Tauraco erythrolophus (red-crested turaco)
Lineage: Eukaryota; Metazoa; Chordata; Aves; Musophagiformes; Musophagidae
Source: RefSeq, a predicted model, not a curated record